This is a messenger RNA of Paramecium sonneborni, 648 nucleotides long. The record is from the annotation of a GenBank genome assembly. NCBI's taxonomy places the organism in Eukaryota, Ciliophora, Oligohymenophorea, Peniculida, Parameciidae.
AUGAAAGAAUAAAUCAAUUUAUAUUAACCUUAGACUCUUGAUUAUAAUGAUUAAUUAAAUCUUUCAAAGACUAAAGAGACUAUUAAGAAUACUUCAGAGUUAGAUUCAUUUAAAUUUUAAUGUUUGAAGUAUAACUAUGAAUUUAUUUAAUGAAGUGGCUAAUAAAAGUGUGAUACUAUAUUAAAAUAUUAGUUUUUAUUGAAUUAAUAGAAGAAUUUUGUAGAAUAGGACACGAAAACCUUAAAAUUUGCUAUUAUGAUAAUGGAAAACUUUAUACAGCAUAAUGCAAUUGAUUCUAGUGAAGAAUCAAUUAAAAAAUUUAGAAAUAAAAGCUAGAGGGAUAACAAAUAAAUUAUUGGACUAAUUCUUUGUGUUAUGACUCAUUUUGAUUUAUGUGAAAAUCUAGAUUACGAUAGAAGAGAAUAAAAAAAAUCCUUAAAAUAUUUUUUAGAUAAAGACGAAGAACGAGUUGUGUUUAGCAACAAUUAAGAAUAAGCUGGUUAAGAGGUUAAGAGGAAAUUCAUCAGGUAAUCUCAAAAAAUUGUUGAAAAAUACUAAUAUAAUGAACAAUUCACAUUUAAAAAUACGAUAUUUGAGAAGAAUAUUAAAGUUUUUAACAAUCUCUAAAUAAAUUUGAGAUUACUUUGA